CACUGUCAUUUGUACCGAAACCACGUAUCGCGGGACACGUUCGUCGGGAACCACACGUUUUUACCACCAUGAACCAUCUGUUGCUGAUUGUCGCCAUCCCAGUACUCGCUACCGCAUUCGCCGCUCACGUUCAAUACCCCCGACAGACUUCGUCACUACUGUACGCGGCUCAAAGCAAACGGAUCCGAACACAAGAGAAAAUCAUUACAGACUGUAUGACCGUGUGGUCUGAAGAGGGUCACCUGUACUACAAAUCACCGACCAACGAUCCGACCGUGUGCGGUAUUUACAUAGUAGCGAAACCGGAGCAGACGGUCCACGUUUACUUCGAUUACGUGGACGUACCCUGCAGUACAGGCGGUUUAAUAGCGUUUGUGGAUGGAUGGGAACUCAACGGGCAACUGUUUCCCAACGAACAAGAUCAUCCAAAACAGAUGAACGAUCGUUUCUUCGAGAUGUGCGGGACAAAAAAACACAAACAGAUAUUGAAAUCAUCACAGAAUGCUGCAUUGAUACAAUAUCGAGUUCCACGUAGGGGCAACGGAUUCAGCUUUUAUGUAUCGUUCAUCGACAAUCCUACUCCUUGCAACAUACUCUUGGCCGACAUUACUGAAGUGUACACUCUGAGAAAUUAUGGAAAACCAGUGAACUGCAGUCUGACGAUGUUGUACCCGGCUCAGGUGAAAAUAUUGGCGUUGGGCGUUGGCCUUGGACACGAACAGAAGAGGACGCUAACAGAACGCGAGACCGGCACGAUUCACAAGUGUGACAAACGAGGGUUGCCGGAUUUCGUUCAAGUCGGUGGUGGAGACGGUUUGGGCCAGUUGUCUGUGGUCGAUUCGAUUUGCGGCACGAACUCGGAACCAGAAAACGCCGUGGAGACGAUUAUGUGCGGCGUGACCACUGUGAGACUUGUAUCGAGUGGACAAUUUCACAACGCCGUCACAGUGGCUGUGACAACACCCAACGUCGAAGCUACGCCGUCAUUAGUGUGCGAGCCGUAGAAGCAGUCGUGUAACAAUUUAAAAAAAAAAAACGAAAAAAAAUUAACUCAGAAAUCCCUCAACUCCGAUAACUUACAUAUUAUAACGAUCAACUAUUUGUUUUCAAUAUCCGAUAGAAAUUAUUAUGAAACACAUAAUAUAGGUGAUAAUUAGAGUUCAAAAUUCGAAAAUUAUAUACAUCAUUUUUUUUCCUUGUUCGUUUUGUAUACUUGAAAUUAAUACACAUAAACACAUAAAAUAGUUACAAAAAUAGUCGCAAUAAUAAAUAUAUACAUACAGUGGCGUGGCACUAAAUGUCUGAUAUCUAAUCCUAAAAAUUUACACGUCCUCGUCUUUUUUUAGCUUAAUAAUAGUGCGUAUUAUAGACGGUCAUCUUGGUCUUCCAUUACGACCGUUUUUGUUUUAGACAGAUGCCAUCCAAAUGUAUAUCCUUUUUUGCCACGCUACUAAUGAAAACAUACUUACAGAAAUUGAUAACAAUAAAUUGUAAUACUGUACUCACGCGAAUAUAGCUUAUAUUAUUGAUACUAGCUAAAAAUUGAUUGAUUGAUAAUGCCAUAAUAUAAGUUAAAUAAUUUCAUAUUAUGUAUAAUACAAUAUUAUSUAAUACUAUUAUUGAUAUCAACGUAAUCAUGUUUGAUGUGUACUUAAAAUAAAUAUAUCGUAAUAUAUGUAUACACUGAUGCGGGAACCAAGAAUUAUAUGUUAUCAUAUAAUACAGUUAUCUAUUCAGGGAUAGUCAAACUGCACUCCCUACCAAAAUGUUUAAAUUGCACUCGAAUUCAGAAAAUGGUAAUAUUUGAAUUGUACUUGACUCGAUCAUUCUAUUGAGUGUAGAGCAUAAUAUACAUAUUAUCUUGGUUGUAAUCGUAUGUCAAUCGAUGGCUCGAAAUAAACAUAUAAUAUAAGAGAGAGCCUAAUA
Molecule: messenger RNA, 1926 nt
Organism: Diuraphis noxia (Russian wheat aphid)
Lineage: Eukaryota; Metazoa; Arthropoda; Insecta; Hemiptera; Aphididae
Product: corticotropin-releasing hormone-binding protein
Biological process (GO): negative regulation of corticotropin secretion; negative regulation of corticotropin-releasing hormone receptor activity; hormone-mediated signaling pathway
Molecular function (GO): corticotropin-releasing hormone binding
Source: RefSeq, a predicted model, not a curated record